Molecule: messenger RNA, 1058 nt
Organism: Solanum tuberosum (potato)
Lineage: Eukaryota; Viridiplantae; Streptophyta; Magnoliopsida; Solanales; Solanaceae
Product: UPF0725 protein At4g29550-like
Exons: 4
Coding region: 147-863 (238 amino acids)
Source: RefSeq, a predicted model, not a curated record
UAGGUUAAAGGUAUUAGUUACUAGUACUAUUUAUAAACCUUUUCCGGCAAGUUAAUACCGGCGGAAUAACCCGUAACAAAAAUAUAUGUACAAAAAAAGUCCAUGAAGGUAAUCCGGUUCCGGUGGUUCCAUUCAACGACGUAGACAUGAAUCGUGUACCGCCUCCGUCGUGUCCACCGCCGGAAAACGUGUUCUCGUCAAUAGCAGAGGAAUCGGAGUCCCCGGUGCAGAAGAAACUUAAGAUCGACGAAGAAGAUGGGGAUUCCGUUGUUAGCGAUACUUCCAGUGAAGAUAGCUUGGUUUUCAGCGAUGAAGUGAAUGAUACCUCCAGUCCCAUAAGACCGACUUAUAGCCAGUAUGAUUCAGACGAAGACUUUUGCCCAUAUUACCCUCAGAAAAUGGAUAAAGCUGUUUGGGAGAAGUAUUACCAACAGGUUAAGGAGAGCGAGGGAUUUGAUAUCACAGAUUAUCCCGGACAGUGUGCGAUGACAACUGUCUACCCAAUGCCAUUCUACUUGAACGACCCUAAGAAUGUUGACAUGAUGACAGAUUAUGCUGGAAAAGCACUUGGGCAAUACAAUGAUGAAAAGGGCACCAAUUACGAGGUCAAUGACAUUUUGACGGUGAAUGGAGGUGGUUGUCGUGACUUCAUAUUCUAUAUUACCUUUUCCGUUAAAACACGUGAUGAUAAGGAUGACAUUUUUCAAGCAAAAGUUGUGAAAGAUUUAAGAUACCGCUUGCAGUUUCCGUUGGUCAGGCCAAAGGCAGGUUUGGCUUUCUGUUACAUGGAAGAGCUUUUCUAUUUGAUAGAGCUUUUUAGGAGAUUGGUUGCAAUGAAGUCUCUGAUUAAUAAUCAACAAUGAUCUUUGAGGUCUAAUCGCAUUGUUUUGUUGUUGUUAUUGCUUCCACAUUUGUAUCCCCUUUUCAAACUGUUUGGCAAAGCUUAGUUAAGCUCUAUUGAAAUCAACCUCUCUAUAUCUACGAGGUAGGGGUAAGGUAUGCGUACACUUUACCCUCCUCAGACCAGACCCCACUCUUUGAAGUUAGCUAGUAACUGU